AUGGGUAAAGCACACCGUUUAUAUUCUGGAUUUUUCAGCGGUGACUCGCUCUAUGCAAUUCAAUUUGACGAAUCAACCUCGAAUUUGAGUGUGGUCUACAACGGAACCCUGAAUAUUCAGAGCUCCAAGUGGAUUGCUACUGAUAACAGUAAACAGAACCUGUAUAUUGCCGACGAAAGCAACUACCACAGCUAUGGCAUCAAUUCCAACAAAUCACUCGUUUACAAAGGAGGGGUGUCUAUAGCAGACAGCAAUUGCAACAAUGCGAACUACAUCGUCUCUUCUACCGCUAAGCCCUUGACCGUAUUCGGUGCUCCCUACUCAAGUGGCUGCCCAGCCCAAGCCAUCACCGUCACAUCUUCGGGAACCCUGAAAUCCAUCGUGGCAAACAUAUCAUACAGCAGUGCAUCGGGGGUCCAUGGUCUCGCACUCAGCAGUGACAACCGCUUCAUUUACAGCGGCGAUGACAUGGGCGGUGCAGUCUGGGCUCAUUCCUACGAUGCUACCAGCAACAAGGUGUCCAAGAUUCAGCAAAUGAAUGUUACCGGAAAUCCAAGACAUCUAGUAGUAUCUCCGCAAGGAUCAUAUGUCUAUGUCAUGCUCGAGACUGGGAAUGAAGUGGCAGUCUUCAAUAGAGAUUCGAGAACGGGUCGUAUUACUACUACCAAUACUACAUUCUCUACAAUUCCUUCUGGAUAUACAAACACCUCUUUAUACUGGUCCGAUGAAGUAAUGUUCUCUGUCCCCAAAGAAGGAGAUUAUCCCAAAUACCUCUUCGCAACAGCACGGUCGAGAACCUCCACAGAUCCAGGAUUUGUGACUGCCUUUUCUCUAGACAGUACUACCGGGGCGAUCAAAGAGCGACUGUUCUUGACGCCGACAACAGGGUCUGGCGGUGCAGCCAAUGCCAUCUCUCCCGCUACCUUUUCGGAGCAAUACUUUGCGAUUACAGAUGCAGAGAAUAACUUCAUCGAAGUUUGGAAGCUUGACGAUAAUGAGACCUCGGUCUCCGUGGUGGCUCAUUUAGAUACUGAGGAUAGUCCGGCGAAUCUGGUCUGGGUGGACUAG
This is a messenger RNA of Penicillium soppii, 1068 nucleotides long. Its product is annotated as lactonase family protein. The record is from RefSeq and is a predicted model, not a curated record. Gene Ontology annotation, molecular function: protein binding; 6-phosphogluconolactonase activity. Bases 1 to 1068 code for a protein of 355 amino acids. The transcript has 4 exons. NCBI's taxonomy places the organism in Eukaryota, Fungi, Ascomycota, Eurotiomycetes, Eurotiales, Aspergillaceae.